Molecule: messenger RNA, 1044 nt
Organism: Sitodiplosis mosellana (orange wheat blossom midge)
Lineage: Eukaryota; Metazoa; Arthropoda; Insecta; Diptera; Cecidomyiidae
Gene: MED20
Product: mediator of RNA polymerase II transcription subunit 20
Exons: 5
Coding region: 202-870 (222 amino acids)
Biological process (GO): regulation of transcription by RNA polymerase II
Cellular component (GO): mediator complex
Molecular function (GO): transcription coactivator activity
Source: RefSeq, a predicted model, not a curated record
AAUGAAAACAAUUUCAAGGUUUUGACAAGACUCUGUCUCGGUUUAUGUGUAUGCAUUCGCGACUGGAAGUAAUUAAGCCGGUAUUGCGAUACAUUUUUGUGGAAUUCUGUGACUAACAACUGUUAAUUGGCAUUGUUCUAGUGAAGUUUACUGUGAAUUUAUAGUAGCUUAUGUUUGAAUAGCCUUCCGAACACUGCAAAUAUGGGUGUUACAAUUCUUCAACCAUUCCCGGUUCUAGAGAACAAAACUGGUCCCAUUACUAUUGACUAUCUAACGAAACGCUUGCUGGCAUUGGGUGCCGUGCAGACGGGCGGCUUUUUGGUUGACUGUGAAACAUUCCAUUCGAUGCCUCCGUUAGGCAAUUCCAAGCUGAUCCAUCAGUUGCAUAAUUCGGAGCAUCCGACGUCUGUGUUUUCGAUUUUGGAUACGGGCACCAAGCAAAUCCCAUUAGUAGCUGAUUCGCUCUUUGAUUUGCUCAUUCUCAAAAUGCAACCAGCAUAUUCGUCGAAAAAACAAACGAAGAUUGAAUCGAAGGGGCCCCGUUUUGAGUUGUGUGAUUUUGUCAUCAAACUCGGCAGCGUUACCAUGAGCCAAACAUUCAAAGGCAUUCUGGUUGAGGUGGAGUAUCGUCCAUGUGUGAUUCCGGCCAAUUGCUGGAAUUUGAUACGUGAAUUUAUGCAAGGUUUUAUGGGCGCUAAUGUGCCGAAUCAAAUUCCAUCUUAUUUUACGGCCCAAUCACAAUCGCCAGGUGUCACACAUCCGAAGCAAAACGAUGUCUACCAACCCAUUGAUACGAUCCAACAGUAUUUGGAACAUUUCAGCAAUUAUCGCAAGCAAACCAAUGCACCUGUGGCCACUUCACGCACCUAAUUUCCGCUAUCGAUUUCUCUCGGUCCCAUUUUAAAAUUCAUAUCUCAUCCGAAAACUAACCAUAAUCAACAUUAUUUCAAAUGCAGCAACCGAAGAGGUGAAUGAAAACAAAGAAAUAAGAGAGAAGAAUUUAAAGUCGUAAAUAAAAAUUUGCAGUUUGCAUUGGAACCGUAA